Molecule: messenger RNA, 1786 nt
Organism: Spodoptera litura
Lineage: Eukaryota; Metazoa; Arthropoda; Insecta; Lepidoptera; Noctuidae
Product: cytochrome P450 4C1-like
Molecular function (GO): monooxygenase activity; oxidoreductase activity, acting on paired donors, with incorporation or reduction of molecular oxygen; heme binding
Source: RefSeq, a predicted model, not a curated record
UAGUGCGAUACGCGAGGAGGCGCGCGCGCGCAACAUGCUCCUGACUUGACUCCUUGUUCUACACGUACAUUUGUUGCUAGUGAUUAAAAUAAAGUGACAAAAUGUUUGUGUGGUUGUUACUCCUGGUUUUUGUGCUGUGGAUGUUCACUGCGUGGGCUAGAAGGAGACACAUGGUGAAGCUGGCUGCAGCCCUUCCAGGACCAAGGGAUGAACUGCCUGGAAUUGGCCUUGCACAUAAGUUCAUUGGUGAUACUGAAGCUAUCAUGCAUCAGCUGCAACUCUUCAGUUAUGAGAGUAUGGAGAACGAUGGAGUCCUGCGAGGCUGGCUGGGAAACACCCUAUUCUUUAUCGUAGUUCAUCCUGGCGACCUCGAGAUGGUGCUGAAGACUUGCCUGGAGAAAGAUGAUCUUCACAGAUUCAUCAGGACAGUCAUAGGAAAUGGAGGAAUAUUCGCUCCAGUGUCCAUCUGGCGUCGUCGUAGAAAGAUCCUCGUGCCUGCAUUCAGCCCUAAAGUAGUAGAGAACUUCGUCCAUGUGUUUGCGGAACAAAGUGAUAAGUUAGUGAAGCAGCUGUCACGAUGUAGUGGCAAGGGAAAGUUCCAAGCCUGGCCUUUCCUUAGCACCUACACCCUGGAUUCAGUAUGUGAAACGGCAAUAGGAGUAAAAAUUAACGCGCAAGAGAAUCCGGAUUCACCUUUCCUUAGAGCGAUGUGUGAUAUCCUGAAUAUGAUUUGUAAGAGAAUUUUCCACUUGUGGCUGCAACCAGAUUGGCUGUUCAAGAUAUUACCGAUGUACAAAAAACACCAAGAGUGCAUACACGCCAUGCACAAUUUCACCGAUCGGGUUAUCGAAAGCAAGAGAGAAGAAUUAAAAAGAGAAAAGGAGUCUAAACCAGAGGUGGAUCAUGAGUUUGAUUUAGGGGCAUACAAGAAACAAACAUUCCUAGACCUACUGAUACACUUAUCUGGUGGUGAAAGGGGGUAUUCCAAUGUGGAAUUGCGAGAAGAAGUAUUAACCCUUACCAUCGCUGGUACCGACACCUCUGCUGUUGCCAUUGGAUUCACUCUCCAGCUACUGGGAAAAUAUCCAGAGAUCCAGGACAAAGUAUACCAAGAAUUAUGUGAAGUUUUUGAAGACGACAGAAUUUUAGUCAAAGAAGAUUUAAUGAAGCUGAAGUAUCUAGAGAGAGUAGUCAAGGAGUCUUUGCGGCUGUUCCCUCCCGUGCCACUUAUUAUAAGAAAGGUCUUAGAAGACAUUACGUUGCCAUCUGGUCGCGUCCUACCAGCUGGUUCAGGCGUAGCAUGCUCAAUAUGGGGUGUCCACAGAGACCCCAGAUACUGGGGUCCAGACGCCGAGAGAUUUGACCCCGACAGAUUCUUGCCAGAAAGAUUUAAUCUAGAACACGCUUGCAGUUACAUGCCCUUUAGUAAUGGUCCUAGGAAUUGCAUUGGUUAUCAAUACGCCCUCAUGUCAAUAAAGACUGCGUUGUCAACAAUAUUACGGAAAUAUAGGGUAAUUAUGGACACCGAAGAAAGCCCUUACCCAUAUAUCAGGGUCAAAAUAGAUAUUAUGAUGAAAGCAGUUGACGGAUACGAACUGAGACUCGAAAGACGAGAAAGAGAUCACCACAUAUGACGUUUCAAAAGCGCGGGAAAAGUGACAUUAGCUUUUUAUAGGUUCUUAUUCCUGCCAGCCGUAAAAAUAUUUAUUAACUUUUUUUGUAUUGCGUUAUAGUAUAUACAGCCAGGUUAAUAUGGAUAUCUACUAUUAGAGAUUAAAUUAAUUUU